AUGUUUUGUGGUUAUAAUUACUUAUGUUUUGUAUUUUAGUACGCAACAUCGUUAUCUCUAUUUUAUUUCUUUCCAACCCUGUGUACCUUUAAUGUCUCAUAUGUUGUCAUGUCUUUGUGUGUGUGUGUACAGGAGACCAGCAUUCAGAUCGCCAUCAAACAGUGUCGGCAGGAGCUCAGUGUCAAGAACAAGGGCAGAUGGAGUUUAGAGAUUCAGAUCAUGAAGAGGUUGACUCAUAUGAAUGUGGUUGCGGCGAGAGAUGUUCCUGAAGAGCUCCAGAAACUGGCCACAAAUGACCUGCCAUUGCUGGCCAUGGAGUUCUGCCAGGGAGGAGACCUACGCAAGGUGGGGCACGUACAACAAAAUGGCCAAAUAUCCAAUAGUGAUGCCAAGGACGCUGUAAAUUAUGAGUGUGAGUUCUUUAGGAACGUCACGAUCUAAUUCUAGGGGGCACGAUCCGAUUCCAAAACGAUUCUUCACCUGCAUUUUUCCUAUGUUUUCUGCUGUAAAUUUACAGCUUUACAUUUUAACCAGUAUUAGAGUUUCUUAGCUUUUGUUUAAUGAUGCAUAGUGCCAAAUUUCUGUCUAAGUAUUUAUUUUAUUAAAGUAUUACAAGCUUUGAAUAAAAAAAAAACAGAUUACAAAGAACAAUUAUGUGGAACAAACAAAUGCGAAAACAACCACUCUGGAUGUACUUUAUCCUUCUAAUUUCAUGUAACAACUCUUUAAUUAUAUGCAAGGCUGAAAGAAAUGAAAACAACUGAUGGAUUAUACACUAACAUGUGCAUUAUUCAGACAAAAGAUGGCGCCACAUAGUCAAAAAUACAAAGCUGACAAAGGAAAACAGCUGAUAGAGUAUACACUAGCCUGCGCAUUAUUCAGACACAAGAUGACGCCAAACAAUCAAAAACACAAAGCUGACAGAACCUAAAACAGCUGGAGUAUACACUAAUCUGCGCAUUAUUCAGACAUAAGAUGACGCCAAACAGUCAAAAACACAACAGAAACUAAAACAGCUGAUGGAGUAUACACUAACCUGCGCAUUAUUCAGACAUAAGAUGGCGCCAAACAGUCAAAAACACAAAGCUGACAGAAACGAAAACAGCUGGAGUAUACACUAACCUGCGCAUU
Danio rerio (zebrafish) is the source of this 1131-nucleotide messenger RNA. Lineage: Eukaryota; Metazoa; Chordata; Actinopteri; Cypriniformes; Danionidae. The record is from RefSeq and is a predicted model, not a curated record.